UCGAAAAUGUGGUCCGCAUUGUUGCUGUUGUUUUCAAGCCAGAUUGUGUGCUGUGUCCUGGCGGCUGAUUACGAGAUGAUUAUUGAUGAUCCGGAUAUAUUCUCGAAUUGCAAAGAACCACCGCCGGGCGCCGGAAACAUACACAGCCUGUUGAACAUGGACGAGCUGGAGCUCACUCUCGAUGGGGAUACCAUACACAUUGAGGGCAAUGCGACAACUGUUUGGGACAUACAGCCGGGUGAUCGCAUAGCGGCUACCGCGCGCCUGAUGCAAUUGGAUCGUGGCGUCUGGCAGCCGACGGUGUUCAGCAUUGCCACGCAGGACUUUUGCGACAUUAUGUAUGACAAGGAUCAGUAUUGGUACAAAUAUUGGACCAGAUAUGUUAAGAAUGCGUCGGUCAUGGAAAAGAAAUGCGUUCAUCAUAAGGGCGCCAAAUUGAUUCAUGAGCCGUUCGAUCUGAAAAUGGUAUUUACUAAUAUUCGUGGCGCCUCGCUGCAGGGACGCUACAAGGUUGUCGUCAUCAUGGAGGCCUUUGAUGACGAUAAAAAUGUUAAGCGACCCAAGAGCAUUUGUCUGGAGAUAGUAGGUGAUUGUGAGAAGCUAUGAAAAUAUUUGUAUGAAUUGGAAGGCAAUGCGAAUUCAACUUUAUGUAACGAAAACUUAUCCUUAAUAAUACAACUGUAGUUCAAUUAGAAUCGCUAGCAAAAAGUUAAAAAAGCU
This is a messenger RNA of Drosophila novamexicana, 720 nucleotides long. RefSeq lists its product as uncharacterized. The record is from RefSeq and is a predicted model, not a curated record. The transcript has 3 exons. Bases 7 to 606 code for a protein of 199 amino acids. Lineage: Eukaryota; Metazoa; Arthropoda; Insecta; Diptera; Drosophilidae.